This is a messenger RNA of Paralichthys olivaceus (Japanese flounder), 965 nucleotides long. RefSeq names its product receptor accessory protein 5 (gene reep5). Lineage: Eukaryota; Metazoa; Chordata; Actinopteri; Pleuronectiformes; Paralichthyidae. The record is from RefSeq and is a predicted model, not a curated record.
GCCGAGCGGACGCGGGGGUGAGCACGCGGUGUGGAUGACAGAUGUGAGAACAUCGGUGUGGAGCUCUCUGCGUCUCAGUGUCGCAGUUUGGUUCACAUCCGCAGUUCGAAGCGCUCGAAGCCGAAGAAGGAAGUGCAGCCAUGGCGCAGGGCCUCCGAGACAGAUUUGACAAGUUCCUCCAUGAGAAGAACCUCAUGACGGACGCGCUGGAAAAGAUCGAGGUCAAAACGGGAGUGAGCAGGACGUACAUCGCCAUCGCUGUCAUCGCCAUCAUCGCUGUUUACCUCGUCAUCGGUUACGGAGCCUCCCUGCUGUGUAACCUCAUCGGCUUUCUUUACCCAGCAUACAUUUCGAUUAAGGCCAUUGAAAGUGCCACCAAAGACGACGACACUAAAUGGCUGACCUACUGGGUGGUGUAUGGACUCUUCAGUGUGGCAGAGUUCUUUGCUGACAUCUUCCUCUCCUGGUUCCCAUUCUACUAUAUUGGAAAGUGUGCCUUCUUGGUGUGGUGCAUGGCUCCGACUCCUUCUAACGGAUCGAUCCUGAUCUAUAACCGCAUCGUUCGACCUAUCUUCCUCAAGAAUGAAGCCAAGAUAGACGACGUGGUGAAGAACAUCAAGGACAAGGCGUCAGACGCUGCUGACAAGUUCAGGGAUGAGGCCAAGAAAGCCACUGCUAACAUCAUUUUUGAGGAGAAGAAGAGCUCCUAAGAAGGACGCACAUGUGUGCUGUCGCCUCUGGAGCCCAUUCUGUUGCAGAAGAAAUGUUGCCUUGAAUAUGAUCCUGUUCAGUCCGUAACCUUUAUCGUCAUCCAUGCUGUAUCCGACGCUGCACAUGUGUCACAUGUAUGAAUGAAAGCAGCCGCCGCCGCCGCCCCCKCCCCCCCCCCGGUCAGUUUACUUUGCCUCGUCAGCUGUCAGAUAACUGAAGCGCUUUGUGAACCAAAUAAAGACAAACUUGUUGAA